UUAUUAUACAGGAAAGAAAGCUGCAGCAGAAAAUUCGUGAACUUAUUCCCCAUCAUAUUGUGACAAGGCGGGAAACGAGAAAAAGAGAGAUGAAAGAACGGGAGGCUGCUGAGCAGCAGAAUGAUUAUAUCAAUGAAGAUCCUCACAAAGAGCAUCUGAUAAGGGAAAGAGCACGUCGUUUGGAAGAACGAAAACGUCGUGCAAAUGAAAGCUUAAUGAAAGAAGAAAGAAAAUUUAAGAGACGAAAAUUGAAUCAUAGUACUGAAAACAUAGAUUCAGAACCUUUCCCUGAAUUAAAUGAAUACCAUCGAUCGCAUAUUCCCAUGAUGAGUGAUAACAAUGAAGAUUUGAAGACACAAAUUGGACAACUCUUGAGUGAAGUCAAACUUCACAAAGAUGCUUGGCCUUUUCUGUUUCCUGUUACUGAAGCAUUAGCACCUGGUUAUUAUGAUAUUGUCAAAGAUCCUGUUGCUUUAAGUAUAAUAGAAUCAAAAUUCUAUGAUGGCGAUUAUCAAACAAUUGGGGAUAUUGAUGAAGAUUUCCGCAAAAUGGUUUCCAAUUGCCAACUAUAUAAUGGAGAACACAGUGACCUUUCAAAAAAGGGUCUCAUUCUUUGGAAAAUGUUUCGGAAAGGUAUUGCUAAAGUAACAGAAUCGCAGAAGCUUUCUGAUGAAUUAGAAAAUAAUUUUGACAAGUCUAAUUAUAGAGAUACUUCAGAAUUUUCUGACUACCCCCAAAGUAAUAUUGCUAAUAAAAAGUCAGGUAAAGAAAUACACUCAGCAACUGUUAUGAGAAAGAAGAAGAAAAGGAUUUCAGCUAAGGCAGCCCUGGAUGUUCUUUCUCAAGCUUCUGAAGUAGCUGUGAAAAUAUAUCAAUCUCCUAGUUGUCAGUCCAGUGAUAUGUUCAAUGUUGAUAAACUGGGUGUGAGACAAGCUUAUUCUGAUCUGUUUCCUAAGCUAAAAGUUGUUCCAAUCCAUAGCCAUCCCCAAUCAUUGAUAGACAGAUUUACAUCAGAUUCUUCAAAUCAAGAUACAGGAGACUGUAGCAAUGAAAAUAAUUCUUCUGUUGUGAAUAAUGAUAAUAAUCAACAGUUUGUUGCAAGGGUGUUGGAUAAUAGCACCACUGAUGAAACAGCUAAUAACUAUUAUUUAGGGAAUGACAUCAGCUCUGAGUUAUCACAUUUUAUAGAUAAGAACAGUUCAAAACCAUUUAACAUUCUAUCUGAAAAUGAAGAUGAUAUGGAUGUGGCUUCAAAUAAUGGAUCUGCUUCAAUACAUGAAAGUGAAAAUGCAAGUUCUGUGGGUGCAAUAAAUUAUACAGAUCCUAAAUCUGCUCCUAGUGGCAGUGAAGGCUUAGUUCAUGGCAUUGCUAAUAUCUUAGAUGAAUGCAAUAAUGACAGUAUGUCAAAUCUAAUAUCAAAUUUGGUCAAAGAGCCAGUUUAUUCUACUGUUAACACAUCUCAGAGUAAAGUAGGUCAUAAUUUAGUUCAUGCAGCCAAACAAGGAUCAUCUUUAACCAUUGAUUCGAGGCGUAGUCCAGAGAGUAAUGUCUCCGCUCCUGUUGACCAAAAUUUGUCUGAUGACAGCAUUCCAUUUUCACGAGAAAAUAUGAACAUUCAAACCGAUUUGACAUCGUCAUGUAAUGAAAUGUCUACUGUGGAUGCUUCCAUUUUGGGCAUAUCAAGUCAGAAAUUUAUCAAUAAGCAAAACAAUGUCUAUAAUGGGUCACUGAGUAAUCCCAGCAUAUCAGAUGGUCAGAUAAAUUAUGUCUUGAGCAGCAAAUCACAAAACAUUAGUAAUAGCUGCAUUUCUGUAACUCAUGCUCAAGGACCUCUGAGAUCUAAUUCUGGUGCACCAGAACCAAAUAUAAGGUAUUCGCCUUCAUAUCUCUCUGAACCAACUAAUUCAAGUCAACCUUAUCCUGAAGUUCUGAAUAAUACUGAAGGAAAUUAUGAUGUGCAAAAAACUUCUUCCCAUCAACAUUUGUCUAACAAUGCAAAUUUAGCACAUGGUCCCAAUAUGCUCGUUCCUAACAAUGCAUCUUCCCUUUUGCAAGUAGCUCCAGUUAUAACCACAGUUGCUACUUCUCAAAUUCCUUUACAGGUGCCAUCUUUUUAUUCAAAGUCAUCUAAUCAAAGUAGUAAUUUGAAAUCAGGCCUUAAGCAGUUUCCUGCUAUGAAAGUGAGUUUGCCACCAUCCACUGGUGAGAUUUUGGUUGUACCAGGGACAGCUCCUGCUUCAUCAAGUAUGACAUUCCACCUCUUUGCCCAACCAAUUUCAACUCAAGCCCAGCCCAUUGAGUCGCAUGUAAAAGUGCAUGCUGUCAACUCUGCGUCACCCAUUCAGACUCAUUAUCAAGGAUCAGCAAAACUUACUGAAAAUCAGGUUAAAAGUGGAAACAAGAAAAACAAGAAAGACAGCUGUGUAUAUCCCCCAAAGAAGAGAUCUCCUGUUCCUGAGCAGCAGUCAUCUCAUAAUGUGCCUUCUCAGUAUUCCCAACUGCCUUAUCAACCUACUUUGAAUGCAAGGGUAUCUGAUGUGUCUGUUUCCCUAAAUACAACAAGACCUUGUUAUACCACUUCCAAUUCAGUACCUGUGAAUUCUUAUGGAGCAUACAGUGUAGAUAAUUCCAGACAUUCUGUAAUUAGGUCCAGUACUAUUGCAGCCAGUCAGUCGAAUGGAGCUCUAAAUUGUUCAACUUCCACAAGUACAUCUAAUGCAAUAUCAAAUUCACCUGGUGUUUUUGCAAGUAGUGCGGAAUCUUUUGUACACAAUAGCCCUACAUACCAGACUUUGUGCCCUAAAACUUUGCCUGUGGUUUUCUCGAGCUAUAAUAGGAUGAAUAGAAAUGAACUGAAUGCUGGUCCUGUUAUGAAUAUAACAGCUGGAAAGCAAUUGGACAAUCAAACACAUAAUAAUAAUUCUUUUGUACAAAAUGUGUUUAUUCCUACGAAUGCUUCAUCAUUAAAUAUGAAUAGUGUUAUCCCAAACUCCAGUGGGCAGUAUGUUAUCCUGUCAUCACCUAAAGAUAACACCGGUAAGCUGUAUAACAGAGGACAGGCUUCCACUGUACAAAACUCAGAAACAUCUGAAAUAAUUACCUCUAUGCCUGUCCUCCAGCCUUCAAACAACUUGUUCCAGAAUUUUGCUUUCAACGGUGUUCCAGUGAGUCAGCCUCAGAUAUUUAAUCAGGCUACAACAAAUCAGAUUCCUCAGUUUGUAAAUGUUCCUACCUAUAUGAUAGCCAAUCAGAAUUUUGGUAAACCUCCGGUUCUGAAUAUCCAGUCGCAAAUGGUGAACAGAAGACCAGUCACAAUGAGUUACUCAGGGAAUGGUUAAUGUGACUCACUAUAUUCAAGGCCUCUAAUUCAAAUUAUGAAUUUCUAUGAUAAUGCCAUGAUUAUUGGAGAUUCACAUUAACUUAAAUCAUCUAUUUCUGAAGUCGAUUCAUCAAGAGCUAUGACUGUUUUAUUUUGGUACAAA
Stegodyphus dumicola is the source of this 3482-nucleotide messenger RNA. RefSeq lists its product as uncharacterized. Gene Ontology annotation, molecular function: protein binding. Gene Ontology annotation, biological process: chromatin remodeling. Gene Ontology annotation, cellular component: CERF complex. The record is from RefSeq and is a predicted model, not a curated record. Lineage: Eukaryota; Metazoa; Arthropoda; Arachnida; Araneae; Eresidae.